AUGCCCCAGUCUCAUGCCAAAUGGCCCGGCCGUCUGCAAGUGGCGUUUCUGCUUACAGAAGGUAACAGGUGGGAGAUCGCCCCGUUCCCUAAUUCGGGCGUGCGCCGCCCGCGGGCAGCCGCGGGCGCGGGGAAGCAGCUGUUGCCCCGGGAACGGACGUGGGGGACCCAGGGCGAGCUGGACACCGCCGGCGGGCCUUCCCUGCACUUACGACGGGCGGGCGGGACGCCGGCGCCGGAGACUGGACCCCGCAGCUCCGAGGGGCCCGCGGUGGCGAGCCGGGGUAGGCCGCCGACGCAGCCGCGGCCCCGGGGAGGGCUGGACGCCGCCGUGAAGGGCAAAAGGCGGGGCGGCGGCCCCGGACCCUCCCCGGCGGCGGUCUCGCGAGAGUGCGGUGGUCGUGCCGUGGGUGCCAGCGUGGGAAGCCACGGCCGCUCCUCGUCGCCCGGAGCAUCCGGGCAUCCCGGGUGGUCCCGAUGCAGUGCCGCAGCCAGCCAGCCGGGCGUGGCCAGGGCCUGCAGCCCGCAACCCACUCAACACGGCUGGGAGACAGGCCUGGGAGGGAAGACAGAACAAACGCCAUAUGGGCCCGUUCGGCCCCGGUGGAGGGCUGAAUCGGGAUGCCGUGAUGACUGCAGACCAGCCUGGAGACAGGACAGCAACACGGAGACUCGGGUGGUCCGGGCCUCCACAGAGCCCAGCCAGGUGGCAGGGUCACAGGGCACUGACAGGCUCAGCAACCUAUCAGCCAAGGGCCCGCCCCUGCCUCCAGGGAUCCAGGUGUGCCCAUCACCUGAGGGGGAGGGGGGCGUCACCUUCCCCCAAAGACUAGCCAACAUCUGUAUUUCUCGGAAGCAGAAUCCUCCUAGCAAACCCGGAGCUAGACAUUUGCAUUUCAAAGGAUGGCUUGUCUCACUUGUAGGGGUUGGGGCUGGGUGGAGGGACAGCUUCCCAUCUCCUGCCUGGGCAACCAGGAUGGCUGCAAGAAAUUAUUUAGGCUCAGCCACCUUACUUCAUGCCAAUAUGCUUUUUUUUAUUGUUCUAUAG
Messenger RNA from Dipodomys ordii (Ord's kangaroo rat), 1047 nucleotides. Its product is annotated as collagen alpha-1(XVII) chain-like. The record is from RefSeq and is a predicted model, not a curated record. The coding region runs from base 1 to 1047 and encodes 348 amino acids. NCBI's taxonomy places the organism in Eukaryota, Metazoa, Chordata, Mammalia, Rodentia, Heteromyidae. The transcript has 4 exons.